This is a messenger RNA of Otolemur garnettii (small-eared galago), 2117 nucleotides long. It is a transcript of the gene ZFP36, whose product is annotated as ZFP36 ring finger protein. NCBI's taxonomy places the organism in Eukaryota, Metazoa, Chordata, Mammalia, Primates, Galagidae. The record is from RefSeq and is a predicted model, not a curated record. The transcript has 2 exons. The coding region runs from base 422 to 1408 and encodes 328 amino acids. Gene Ontology annotation, molecular function: mRNA binding; metal ion binding.
CCUUCCUCUGUGUUUUUCUCUCUGCUUCUCUCCACAUCUCUUUCUCGUCCACUCUGGGUAUCUCCCCCCACCUCCGCCCCGUGGCGGUCUGUCUGGCACGCGCACGCCCUGGGGCCUCUGCCCUUGUCAGUUGCCCCUGACGGUCCUAGUUCCCUUCUCCGUGCGUCAGUCUCCAGACUUGAAAACUGGGCACUCCCCGCCGAAUCGCAGCCAUCCGUGGGCCAAGCUCAGGCGCGUCCUGGCACCGGGCCGGGCGGAAGGGAACUUGUCCAGGGCCCGCAGGGCUGCUCCGGGGGCGUGCGUCCGGGAAGCGCCCCUCCUGGCCACGCCCCUGGGGCACGCCCCCCGGCCCUAUAAGAAGCUGGUUCUGCCUGCCAGCCACAGCCUGGUUUCAGCGCUCCGACUCGCGGCCGACCUUUUCAUGGCCACCCGUGCCACUAUGGAUCUCACUGCCAUCUACGAGAGCCUCCUGUCGCUGAGCCCUGAAAUACCAUCCGACCACGGAGAGUCCAGCCCAGGCAGGGGCUCCUCGGGACUCUGGAGCCUGAGCUCAUCGGACAGCAGCUCGUCUGGGGUCCCCUCUCGCCUGCCUGGCCGUUCUACCAGCUUGGUGGAGGGCCGCAGCUGUGGCUGGGUGCCUCCACCCCCUGGCUUUGCACCCCUGGUGCCCCGUUCAGGCCCUGAACUGUCGCCCUCACCCACCUCGCCUACCUCGACUCCCGCCACUUCCUCCCGCUACAAGACAGAGCUAUGUCGGACCUUCUCUGAGAGUGGUCGCUGCCGCUAUGGAGCCAAGUGCCAGUUUGCCCAUGGCCUAGGUGAGCUGCGCCAGGCCAAUCGCCACCCCAAGUACAAGACCGAACUCUGCCACAAGUUCUACCUCCAGGGCCGAUGCCCCUACGGCUCACGCUGCCACUUCAUCCACAACCCCAGCGAGGACCUGGCCGCCCCAGGCCAACCUCAUAUGCUGCGCCAGAGUAUCAGCUUCUCUGGCCUGCCCUCAGGCCGCCGAACCUCACCACCACCAGCUGGCCUGGCAGGCCCUUCCCUGUCCUCAUGCUCCUUCUCACCCUCCAGCUCCCCACCACCACCUGGGGACCUUCCACUUUCACCUUCUGCAUUCUCUGCUGCCCCUGGAACUCCUGUGGCAAGAAGAGACCCCACCCCAGCCUGUUGUCCCUCCUGCCGAAGGGCCACUCCAGGCAGUAUCUGGGGGCCCUUGGGUGGCCUGGCUCGGAGCCCCUCUGCACACUCCCUGGGAUCUGACCCUGAUGAAUAUGCCAGCAGUGGCAGCAGCUUGGGGGGAUCUGACUCGCCCGUCUUUGAGGUGGGGGUUUUUGGGCCACCCCAGCCACCUGCAGCCGCCCGAAGACUCCCCAUUUUCAAUCGAAUCUCUGUUUCUGAGUGACAAGCGCCUGCCCAGUACAGAUCAGCUGGAUCUUUAGGGGAGCCACUUGUCUUGUACCCUGGGCUCUGCGUGGGCCCUGGGGCUAAGGGGACCUGGGGGAUUCUUAAUGAAGUAGUCCUCCUUCCAAAUUGCAUUAACCUAUUCCCUCUGACCCACGCUGGGGCAGGUCCUCAGUGUGAAGCUCAGUGUUCAUGGUGUUAGGGGAUGAGUAUUUUCUGGGGUCCUUUAAAAAAAAAUGUAGCAUAUUUGAGGGAGGCAGUGAGCCCUCUCCCUGCAUCUCUCCCCUGCCCAAAUCUGUCUCCUGGAAUCUUAUGUGCUGUGAAUAAUAGGCCCUCAAUGCCCCUUUCCAAUUUUUCCCAGACUUAAGGUUCCAGUCACUUUGACUGGAACCUUCUCUGAGGGGGAAUCCUGGUGCUCAUAUUUCCCUCCAAAAGGAAGUAGCCAAAGCCGUUGCCAAAUCCCUCCUCCAAAACAAUGGGCCCUUUAUUUAUGACGACUUUAUUUAUUCUAAUAAGAUUUUAUAGUAUUUAUAUAUAUUGGGUUGUCUGCUUCCCUUGUAUUUUUUCUUCUUCUUUUUUGUAAUGUUGAAAACAAUGGUAUAAUAUUAUAAGUAUGCUAUAAUAAUAUAUUAAGUAAUAUAUAUUGUUACCUUAAAUGUCUAUUUUUGUGUUGUUUUUUUUUUUUUGAAUUUUUAAAUAAAAGGAAUCUG